AUGACAAUUAAAAUCAAGGUCAGCACGCUUCUAGCACUGUUUGGACUGAUAGUACCAUCCUUCAGUGCUCCUAUUCCCGUUGCCGAACGUGAGACCGCACCACGGCAGAUUCCCGGUACUAUCGAGCUUCCAAUUGACGUGAACCUGGGCACCAUUACGCUUGGUGGAGGAGUUACCAUCGACCUUCCGGGCUUUGAUUAG
Molecule: messenger RNA, 201 nt
Organism: Microdochium trichocladiopsis
Lineage: Eukaryota; Fungi; Ascomycota; Sordariomycetes; Xylariales; Microdochiaceae
Exons: 2
Coding region: 1-201 (66 amino acids)
Source: RefSeq, a predicted model, not a curated record